Megachile rotundata (alfalfa leafcutting bee) is the source of this 696-nucleotide messenger RNA. RefSeq lists its product as uncharacterized. The record is from RefSeq and is a predicted model, not a curated record. Gene Ontology annotation, cellular component: membrane. Lineage: Eukaryota; Metazoa; Arthropoda; Insecta; Hymenoptera; Megachilidae.
AUGACCACCACUUUAGCCGGCCAGUUUCGAUCGAACAUGCUUCGACGUACGUUCGUGGUGCUGCAGUUCUGCAGCUUCCUAAUCGCUUGCGGUUGCACCAUUGUUCUACGCAAUGAUUAUAUUAGUGUAUCGACAGCAACGGACUGUCAACGACAGAAUUCUACUGAGUGUGCGACGGGGACGCAGGAGGCUGGGACUGGCGAUCAGGAUGGGGAGAGAGUGGAUGGGAAUGUGGAAGAAAAUUUUGGGGAUGGAGAGGGUGAUGAGGCCAGGGGUCGCAGGAAGAAGAAAGGAUAUGGACAGAUGCUGAUGUACUUUCUGGGUGCUUCCAAGCUGACUAUGCUUUACGUGUUGAUCAAUAUCGUUACUGCCAUCGCUGCGAAAGCUCUGGUCGUUGGGAAAGCUGCUCUGGCCAUUGCUACUGCUCUUGCUUUGAAGAAAGCUUUUGAGCACAAGGAGAAGGUGACGUACGAGGUAGUCAAGCACCCCUACCACACCGUUGAACACAGCCAUAGUUCCAGCAUCGACUACGACCACCACGGUUACGGUGAAAAUGAAUUCGGCUACCGAAAACGAAGAAGAAUUCACCAAUAACGAAGCGCAGUUACCAAAUCAAAUUUUGUAUAAAUAAAGAAAAUUUCGCUGCAAAUAUUUAUAUGAAGCCCACUUUUUUAACACUUCUGAUCAGUUCUAAAU